CCGCAUCGAUAACGCAACGUACAAUUCCGUGGAGGAGACGUGACAUGAGAAUUGUCAACAGGCGAAGCUGCGCUUGGUGACUGAACUGCGGGGCUACUGACAGCGGCAGCUGGCCAGCACAACACCGCCAGUGGGCACCGUCUGAUGACAAUGGCUGGACUCAUUCUGACGAGAAGUAUCAGCCGCGUUUCGCUGCCUUUUUCUGGACCUGUCCGAAUGAAAGGGGCCAGUAGAUGCUCCUGGACGACGGUGAGCAGAAGCAGAUCUGCUCAGAUAAGCAGACGAGUGACUCUGCUGCUGGGCUUUCCCUCCGUCUCCUGUUUGGCCUUUGGAGCUUAUCACCAAGUUCAGAGUUCACCUGUGCUUCAUGCCUUAGAAAAAGAUGAUAUUUUGGAACAAGCAGACUACCUCUUCAGCUGUGCAGAGACGGAAAAACUCUACCAGCUGCUUUUGCAAUGUAAAAACAGCGACAAUGUGGAGUUCCUGUGGAGGUUGGCCCGCGCGUGCCGGGACCUCGCCAUGCUGCCCGACACGGAGGCCGCGCGGAAGAAAGAGCUUGUAUACGAGGGUUUUCAAUACGCAAAGAAGGCGCUGGAGAUGGAUGACAAGUGUUGGGCGGCGCACAAAUGGUACGGGGUGUGUCUCAGUGAUAUAGGAGAAUAUGAAGGAAUCAAGGUGAAGUUAGGAAACGCCUACAUCAUCAAGGAGCAUCUGGAGCGUGCCGUAGAACUAAACCCCAAGGAUGCGACCUCCCUCUACAUACUGGGUUACUGGUGCUUUGUCUUCGCGGGGCUGCCGUGGUAUCAGCGCAAGGUGGCGGCCGUCAUUUUCGCCUCGCCCCCGGAAUCCACAUACGAAGAGGCGUUGGACUUCUUCCUGCAAGCUGAAGAAGUCGAUCCCAACUUCUACAGCAAAAACCUCCUCAUGCUGGGGAAGACGUACCUGGCCAUGAAGGACAUGACGAAGGCUCUGCACUGGCUGACCAAAGCUAGAGAAUAUCCUGCUCACUCUCAUGAGGACAAGGAGGUCCAUAAAGAGGCAGGGGAACUGUUGAAGAACUUCAAGUGAGAAGCCGUGUCGAACCUCAGAUAUCGGGCAUCAGCACAUCCAGAAUGUGACGUUGCACUGUCAGAAUUUUCCGGACACUGAGUCAGACCUCAGAUGGAACUCAUGCAUCCUAACACAGUUCAAAUAAACCUCAAGAAAAGUACGCUGUCUGACCUGUUUUUUUUAGCAGCCCGAGGGGAAGUUCUAACCAAGUCCUGAAGUCCUCCACAGCAGGAUCAGCGCCAGACACAUCACUGGUCUAUUUCUUUGGAAGG
Molecule: messenger RNA, 1322 nt
Organism: Synchiropus splendidus (mandarinfish)
Lineage: Eukaryota; Metazoa; Chordata; Actinopteri; Syngnathiformes; Callionymidae
Gene: rmdn1
Product: regulator of microtubule dynamics 1
Exons: 12
Coding region: 145-1068 (307 amino acids)
Cellular component (GO): cytoplasm; spindle microtubule; mitotic spindle pole
Molecular function (GO): microtubule binding
Source: RefSeq, a predicted model, not a curated record